Messenger RNA from Dimorphilus gyrociliatus, 1633 nucleotides. The record is from the annotation of a GenBank genome assembly. Lineage: Eukaryota; Metazoa; Annelida; Polychaeta; Dinophilidae.
GUCGAAAGAUCGGUAUUGACCGGUUAACCAACUAAUAGAAACCGGUCUUGAGUAAUUGAGGAGUUUCAUGAGGGGAGAGGAUAAUACAAAGAUAUAACAUAAGGUCUUUCGAGCAUUAUUUUAUUCAUAUAUCAUUGACUGAAAGAUAUUAAUCAACUGGUUUUGAAAAGAUCUUAAUAAUAUGGGGAAAAAAACUAGAAGAAUUCAAUCUAUAUCUGAGAGGCGAGGUCUUCAGGAUGAACUUUUGCGUAUUACUGCAAUGCAAGAAGGUGUUACUAGUGCCAAGCUGGAAUGGCAAGCGCACGAACAAACACGUUCCCUAGUCGAUAAAAUAAGAAAUCUAGAGGCGACCUUUGAACGGCCAACCACGCCGAGAAAGGAGCGCAUGGAAGCGCUACUGGAGUGGGCAAAGGAUUCGCUAAAGAUUGAUGUAUCGAGCAUAAAAAUUGAAGAAAAUGAAAAGAAAGGAUUUGGUUUUGUUGCCUCUAGGGAUAUGGCCGAGAAUGAGGUAAUUUUGACAAUUCCCGAUAACUACUUUUUGAAACUGCCUAGAAAUGGUCCAGUGGCAAAAUUCAUUAGUCAGGAUAAGAUGCUCAUCUUUAUGCCAAACGUGGCUUUAGCAGUUUAUCUAUUAAGCGAAUAUUUCAAUAAAAAGUCGUUUUGGAAAGUAUACUUCGAUGCUCUUCCCGAUUCGUUUGAUACAGUAUUGUAUUGGUCCGACGAAGAGUUAAAAAGACUCAAGGGUUCAGUAGCAUUCGGUGAAGCAAUAAAGCUAUAUCGAAAUAUUGCAAGACAGUACGCUUAUCUAUCAAAAGUCCUGCAGGCUUAUGGUGAUCCACAGCUCCCAUUAAUCUCUUAUGAUCAAUACAGAUGGGCCGUUUCAGUAAUUAUGACUAGACAAAAUGCUUUAAAUCCUGAAGCUUUUAAUACUGCACUUGUUCCCUUGUGGGAUAACUGUAAUCAUGAAGUUAAUGCAGUAGCCAGUACGGAUUAUGUAAUUGCUAAAGAAAAGAUGGAUCAUGGUUACGCCGAAUGUCAUCUUACGCAGGCUGUAAAAGCUGGAAAUCCAAUUACAAUAAACUAUGGCAAGAAGCGAAUUCUGCAGGAUUUACUUUUACAUUGCGGGUUCGUACCAGAGAUUACUAAUGCGUUGGAGAAUCCAAUUCGUAUAAAACUGGGAAUUAGCACGGCCGAUCGAUUGUAUGCUAAACGGUUGAAAUUACUGGCUCUCUUUGGCUUGGAAGCCUCUUGUAGCUACGAAAUUAGCUGUGACCUUCCUGAGAAGUCUCUGCUAUAUGUUUUCAUUAGGGUGUUCCACAUGGAUGAAGCAACCAUCGAAAAAUGGCUGGAAUCUGAUAACUAUUCUGUAAUAUCGAUGCUAGAAGAUUCUCCAGCUGGAGAGGAGAUUGAACGAAAAGCUUGGAAUCUUUUAAAGGAGCGACUAUCUUUGAUUCUUGCUUCCUACACAACCACCAAGGACGAGGAUAUGGCAGCUGCGAAGUCGGAUCAGAAUCGUUUGGCAUUUGCAACUCGUCUAAAAACGGCCGAAAAAUGUGUUUUACAACGGCUAAAAGAAAUUUGUAUUGAGUAUAUAGAACGUUUGGAUAAAGAGAUCCCUUCGUUGGAAAAAUAA